Messenger RNA from Microdochium trichocladiopsis, 1164 nucleotides. RefSeq lists its product as uncharacterized. The transcript is spliced from 3 exons. Gene Ontology annotation, molecular function: oxidoreductase activity. The record is from RefSeq and is a predicted model, not a curated record. The coding region runs from base 1 to 1164 and encodes 387 amino acids. NCBI's taxonomy places the organism in Eukaryota, Fungi, Ascomycota, Sordariomycetes, Xylariales, Microdochiaceae.
AUGCCUCACGCAACGUCAACAGAUAUCAGGGUCACACCAAUCGACCCAGGUAAGGGCUCUAAUGUCAGGUUUGGCGCCACCAUCGAGGGUGUCGAUCUCAACAAUGUCGACGACGAGACCUUCCAGAGCCUGAAAACGAUCAUCUUCACCAACCAGCUCGUCAUCUUCAAGGGCCAGGAGGCCUUGACUCCGCAGAAGCAUUUCAAUUUUGUGCAGCGUUUCGAUCCGAAUGCACCGCCUGUGCAUGGUCACGGCACCAUUGAAACAGUCAAGAAGCAGCAUAAAGGAAAUGCCAGUCUGCUUGCGGCGAUCACAGUGCUCAGCAUCCCAGGCGUCCCCGGCGUCCGUCUAGUGGGAGCCGGGUAUCAGGGCGAUGACCACUAUGGCCUGAAGGAAGUGGACUUUGUCACCUCGACGAUUCUGAACACACACGCGGCACCGCCCACAGCGGAAGAGAUAGCUAACGGCAUCACCCGUUUCGGCCGCUGGCACAUUGACUGUGCAAUGUACGACAAGGAGCCGCCGCGUGUCACGGCCCUACGCGCUCUCACCCUGCCCCGCGGCCCGCCUCAGACCCUUCGCUGGGAUGACGGCUCCGGCACCGAGAUCAAGGUCUCACCCGGCUUGACGGCCUUCUACUCGUGCGAGCAGCUCUAUGAGAUGCUGACGCCCGAGGAGCGGGCUUUCGCGGACAACUCGCGCGUCGCGUAUGCGCCUCAUCCUUACAUGUGGAUCUCGCGCUGCAAGCAGGACUCGCUGGGCAUGACCAUACCGCAGGGCCAGGGCAAAGAGCUAGCGGCCGAUGAGAUGCCACCAGUCGAGGAGUCCAAGUUGAAGGAGUACCCCAUGGUGUGGCACAACGAGGUGACGGGCAAGCCGGCGUUCAUGGUGCACUCCAUCAUCGCGCAGAAGCUGCUGCUUAAAGACUCGCCCGAAGCCCACGUACGCAUUGUGGACGACGUGGACGAGGUGCGGGCUUGGUUGAACAAGAUUCACAGGAGGAUGUUGGAGCCGGAAAACAUCCUGGUUGCCCCUUACGAGGAGGGAGACGUGGCUAUCUGGAACAACCGGUGCAUGCAGCAUACUUUUAUUGAGUAUCCUGCUUCGUAUGGGCCGAGAACCAUGCACCAGGUCAAUCUGCCCGCUUCGAUCCCACCGUCGUGA